This is a messenger RNA of Drosophila pseudoobscura, 4347 nucleotides long. It is a transcript of the gene ry, whose product is annotated as xanthine dehydrogenase rosy. Gene Ontology annotation, molecular function: iron ion binding; molybdopterin cofactor binding; FAD binding. The record is from RefSeq and is a predicted model, not a curated record. Bases 229 to 4260 code for a protein of 1343 amino acids. The transcript is spliced from 5 exons. NCBI's taxonomy places the organism in Eukaryota, Metazoa, Arthropoda, Insecta, Diptera, Drosophilidae.
CCGUAAUCUCCAAGUGCCCAUGUCGUCGACAGUGUUCGGGGUUCGGUUCACUUGUUCGCAUAACGUUUUCGUUGGCAGCGCGAGACGGUUGUGUUUUUCGGCGUUCGCAUGAAUUUCUCGGUGGAAAUUUGAAAACUUGUUUCACUCACUUUAUUUGUGCAUUAGUAAUUGCAUGCAAAAACAACGCUUAUAUAGUCAUUGGUACUGAGAGAUACUGCCUACAGCACGAUGUCGGGCCAGCAAAAAACUUCGGAGCUGGUGUUUUUUGUGAAUGGAAAGAAGGUAACGGAUACGAAUCCCGACCCCGAAUGCACGCUCCUCACGUAUCUGCGAGAUAAGCUGCGUCUGUGCGGCACGAAGCUGGGAUGUGCCGAGGGUGGGUGCGGCGCCUGCACGGUGAUGAUAUCGCGAAUGGAUCGUGGCCAGAACAAGAUCAGGCAUCUGGCAGUCAACGCUUGCCUCACGCCCGUCUGUGCCAUGCACGGGUGCGCCGUGACCACGGUGGAGGGAAUCGGCAGCACCAGGACUCGGCUGCAUCCUGUCCAGGAGCGAUUGGGCAAGGCUCAUGGGUCGCAGUGCGGAUUCUGCACGCCGGGAAUAGUGAUGUCCAUGUAUGCUCUGCUGCGAAGCUCCGAGCAACCUUCGAUGCGGGAUCUGGAGGUGGCGUUCCAGGGCAAUCUGUGCCGCUGCACCGGCUACCGGCCCAUCCUCGAGGGCUACAAGACCUUCACCAAGGAGUUCGCCUGCGGAAUGGGCGACAAAUGCUGCAAAGUAAACGGAAAGGGAUGUGGAGGCGGCGACGACACGCAAUCCGUGACGGAUGACACUUUGUUUGAGCGCAGCCAAUUCCAGCCCCUCGACCCCAGCCAGGAGCCCAUAUUCCCCCCCGAACUCCAGCUGACCCCGACCUAUGACAGCGAGAGUCUGAUCUUCAGUUCAGAGCGUGUCACCUGGUACCGUCCGACCACCCUGCAGGAGCUUCUCCAGCUGAAGUCUGAUCAUCCGUCUGCCAAGCUGGUGGUGGGAAACACGGAGGUCGGGGUGGAGGUCAAGUUCAAGCACUUUCUCUACCCCCACCUCAUCAAUCCCACCCAGGUGCCGGAGCUGCUGGAGGUACGCGAGUCGGAGGAGAGCAUUUACUUCGGGGCUGCCGUCAGCCUGAUGGAGAUCGACGCCCUUCUCCGCCAGCGAAUCGAGGAGCUGCCGGAGGCGCAGACCCGCCUCUUUCAAUGUGCAGUGGAUAUGCUGCACUACUUUGCCGGCAAGCAGAUCCGCAACGUAGCCUGUCUGGGCGGCAACAUCAUGACGGGCAGCCCGAUCUCGGACAUGAAUCCUGUGCUGACAGCCGCCGGCGCUCGCUUGGAGGUAGCAAGUCUAGUCGGCGGCAAAACAAGCCACAGGACUGUUCAUAUGGGCACUGGCUUCUUCACCGGGUACCGGCGCAACGUCAUCGAACCCCACGAGGUUUUGCUGGGCAUCCACUUCCAGAAGACCACACCGGACCAGCAUAUUGUGGCUUUCAAGCAGGCUCGUCGUCGCGACGAUGACAUAGCCAUUGUCAAUGCCGCCGUCAACGUCCGAUUUGAGCCCCGGACCAAUGUGGUGGCGGAGAUCUCCAUGGCCUUCGGAGGCAUGGCCCCCACCACGGUGCUGGCGCCUCGCACCUCCCAACUGAUGGUCAAGCAGCCUUUGGAUCAUCACCUGGUGGAGCGCGUGGCGGAGAGCCUGUGUGGAGAGCUUCCAUUGGCAGCUUCCGCUCCGGGCGGCAUGAUUGCCUAUCGCCGGGCUCUGGUGGUCAGUCUCAUCUUCAAGGCCUACCUCUCCAUCAGUCGCAAGCUGAGCGAGGCUGGGAUCAUUUCUACGGACGCUAUUCCGGCGGAGGAGCGCAGCGGGGCUGAGCUCUUCCACACACCCGUCCUGCGUAGCGCCCAGCUCUUUGAGCGGGUCUGCAGCGAACAGCCCGUAUGCGAUCCUAUCGGAAGGCCGGAGGUGCAUGCCGCAGCCCUGAAACAGGCCACGGGCGAGGCCAUAUACACGGACGACAUUCCCCGCAUGGAUGGAGAGCUUUAUCUGGGACUCGUGCUGAGCACAAAGCCGCGGGCCAAGAUCACCAAACUGGAUGCCAGCGAGGCCCUGGCCCUGGAGGGAGUGCACGCGUUCUUCAGCCACAAGGAUCUGACGGAGCACGAGAACGAGGUGGGUCCUGUGUUCCACGACGAGCACGUAUUCGCAGCCGCCGAGGUGCACUGCUACGGACAGAUCGUGGGCGCCGUGGCGGCCGACAACAAGGCGCUGGCUCAGCGCGCGGCGCGUCUCGUGCGUGUCGAGUACGAGGAGCUCGCUCCGGUGAUUGUCACCAUCGAGCAGGCCAUUGAGCACGGCUCCUACUUUCCGGACUAUCCGCGAUACGUGAACAAGGGAAAUGUGGACGAGGCCUUCGCCGCGGCGGAGCACACGUACGAGGGAAGCUGUCGCAUGGGUGGCCAGGAGCACUUCUACCUGGAGACCCACGCGGCUGUGGCCGUGCCCCGCGACAGCGACGAGCUGGAGCUCUUCUGCUCCACUCAGCAUCCGUCCGAGGUGCAGAAGCUAGUGGCGCAUGUGACCACGCUGCCAGCACACCGAGUGGUUUGCCGGGCCAAGCGCUUGGGAGGCGGGUUCGGCGGCAAGGAGUCUCGCGGCAUAUCCGUGGCUCUGCCCGUGGCCUUGGCUGCCUACAAGCUGCGUCGCCCAGUGCGCUGCAUGCUGGACCGCGACGAGGACAUGCUGAUCACCGGCACCCGACACCCGUUCCUCUUCAAGUACAAGGUGGCCUUCGCCAGCGACGGCCUCAUCACAGCCUGCGACAUUGAGUGCUACAACAAUGCCGGCUGGUCCAUGGAUCUGUCCUUUUCGGUGCUGGAGCGGGCCAUGUACCACUUCGAGAACUGCUACCGCAUUCCCAAUGUGCGCGUCGGGGGUUGGGUCUGCAAGACGAAUCUUCCCUCGAACACGGCUUUCAGAGGAUUUGGCGGACCCCAGGGCAUGUUUGCCGGCGAGCACAUAAUCAGGGACGUGGCCCGGAUCGUGGGGCGCGAUGUGCUGGAUGUGAUGCGUCUGAAUUUCUACAAGACGGGCGACAUCACCCACUACAACCAGAAGCUGGAGCACUUUCCCAUCGAGCGCUGCCUGGAUGACUGUCUGGCGCAGUCGCGCUACCACGAGAAGCGCACAGAGAUCGCCAAGUUCAACCGGGAGAACCGAUGGCGCAAGCGCGGCAUGGCCGUCAUUCCGACCAAGUAUGGAAUCGCCUUCGGGGUGAUGCAUCUGAACCAGGCUGGGGCCCUAAUCAACGUCUACGGCGAUGGCUCCGUGCUGCUUUCGCAUGGAGGCGUCGAGAUUGGCCAGGGUCUGAACACCAAGAUGAUUCAGUGCGCAGCCCGGGCUCUGGGCAUCCCCAUUGAGCUGAUCCACAUCUCAGAGACUGCCACCGACAAGGUGCCGAACACCUCGCCCACAGCGGCCAGUGUGGGCUCCGACCUCAAUGGAAUGGCCGUGCUGGACGCUUGCGAGAAGCUGAACAAGCGACUGGCACCGAUUAAGGAAGCCCUGCCGCAGGGCACAUGGCAGGAGUGGAUCAACAAAGCGUACUUUGACCGGGUCAGCCUCUCGGCAACUGGAUUUUAUGCGAUGCCCGGCAUUGGCUACCAUCCGGAGACGAAUCCCAACGCUCGCACCUACAGCUACUACACCAACGGGGUGGGCAUCAGCGUUGUGGAGAUCGACUGUCUGACAGGCGAUCACCAGGUGCUCAGCACGGACAUUGUGAUGGACAUCGGAUCGAGCAUCAACCCGGCCAUUGACAUCGGCCAGAUCGAGGGCGCCUUCAUGCAGGGCUAUGGCCUCUUCACGCUCGAGGAGCUCAUGUACUCGCCGCAGGGCAUGCUCUAUUCCCGAGGUCCUGGCAUGUACAAGCUGCCCGGCUUCGCCGACAUUCCCGGCGAGUUCAAUGUCAGUCUGCUGACUGGUGCCCCCAACCCGCGCGCUGUCUACUCCUCAAAGGCCGUAGGCGAACCUCCGCUCUUCAUUGGCUCAUCGGCUUUCUUUGCCAUCAAGGAGGCCAUUGCAGCUGCUCGCCAAGAGCAGGGCUUGACUGGGGAUUUCCCUCUGGAGGCGCCCUCAACCUCCGCCCGCAUUCGCAUGGCCUGCCAGGACAAAUUUACUAAUCUGCUCGAUAUUCCCGAGGAAGGCAGCUUUACUCCUUGGAAUAUUGUGCCCUAAGGAUUGAUCCCGCACUCUGCGACAUUUCGUAUUUUACUGCACGUGACUUUGUACAUAGUUCAAUCGAAUAAAUAUUUGACAUUUAAA